UUCCCCAGUUCCUGGUUCGCCGGCGGCCAUUUUGGGUGGAAGCGAUUCCCUGAGUGGCGGCGGCUGCUGAUUGUGUGCUAAGGGUCGGAGUGGGGUCGACGUUUGCUCUACCGGAACCACUUAGCUCAUUCCUUCCCUUCCAUUACCCGUGGCGCGGAGAGUCGGGGCGGCGGCUGCGUCAGCAAGGGCGGUGGCGGCGGCGGCAGCUGCAGUGACAUGUCCAGCAUGAAUCCCGAAUAUGAUUAUUUAUUCAAGUUACUUCUGAUUGGCGAUUCUGGGGUUGGAAAGUCUUGCCUCCUCCUUAGGUUUGCAGAUGACACAUACACGGAAAGCUACAUCAGCACGAUCGGUGUGGAUUUCAAGAUCCGGACUAUAGAGUUAGACGGGAAAACAAUCAAGCUUCAGAUAUGGGACACAGCAGGCCAGGAAAGAUUUCGAACAAUCACCUCCAGUUACUACAGAGGAGCCCAUGGCAUCAUAGUUGUUUAUGAUGUGACAGAUCAGGAGUCCUUCAAUAAUGUUAAGCAGUGGCUGCAGGAGAUUGAUCGCUAUGCCAGUGAAAACGUCAACAAGUUGUUGGUAGGGAACAAAUGUGACCUGACCACAAAGAAAGUAGUAGACUACACAACAGCAAAGGAAUUUGCAGAUUCCCUUGGAAUUCCGUUUUUGGAAACCAGUGCUAAGAAUGCAACGAAUGUAGAACAGUCUUUCAUGACGAUGGCAGCUGAGAUUAAAAAGCGAAUGGGCCCUGGAGCAACAGCUGGUGGUGCAGAGAAGUCCAAUGUUAAAAUCCAGAGCACUCCAGUCAAGCAGUCAGGUGGAGGCUGCUGCUAAACUUCGCCUCCGUCCUUCUCUCACAGCAAUGAAUUCGCAAUCUGAACCCAAGUGAAAAAACAAAUUGCCUGAAUUGUACUGUAUGUAGCUGCACUACAACAGAUUCUUACCGUUUCCACAAGGUCAGAGAUUGUCAAUGGUCAAUACUGACUUUUUUUUUUAUUCCCUUGACUCAAGACAGCUAACUUCAUUUUCAGAACUGUUUUAAACCUUUGUGUGCUGGUUUAUAAAAUAAUGUGUGUAAUCCUUGUUGCUUUCCUGAUACCAGAUUGUUUCCCGUGGUUGGUUAGACUCUAUUUUGUUUUGAUGUUUAUAUUGGCAUGUUUAGAUGUUGGGUUUAGUCUUCUGAAGAUGAAGUUCAGCCAUUUUGUAUCAAACAGCACAACCAGUGUCUGUCAAUUUCCAUGCAUAAAGUUUAGUGAAACGUUCUAUGUAAGAUCUGAUUUGCUAGUUCUUCCUUGUAGAGUUAUAAAUGGAAAGAUUACACUAUCUGAUUAAUAGUUUCUUCAUACUCUGCAUAUAAUUUGUGGCUGCAGAAUAUUGUAAUUUGUUGCACACUAUGUAACAAAACUGAAGAUAUGUUUAAUAAAUAUUGUACUUAUUGGAAGUAAUAUCAAA
Peromyscus leucopus (white-footed mouse) is the source of this 1452-nucleotide messenger RNA. RefSeq names its product RAB1A, member RAS oncogene family (gene Rab1a). The record is from RefSeq and is a predicted model, not a curated record. Bases 217 to 834 code for a protein of 205 amino acids. Gene Ontology annotation, molecular function: GTPase activity; GTP binding. The transcript is spliced from 6 exons. NCBI's taxonomy places the organism in Eukaryota, Metazoa, Chordata, Mammalia, Rodentia, Cricetidae.